GUGAUCAAGAGCGCGAAGCAUGGGCGUCGUGGUGGUGCUGGCGCGUGGGCGUGGGCGUCGGAUCCGCGGUGUGGGGGCUGUGCGUGGAAGGCGCCGGUGGCUCAGUGCGCCCCCUCCUGAUGGUCGCCACACUCCUGGCAAGCAUCAUGGCCAUCGUCGUGGGCACCGUCGCCCUCUUCACCAGGCGGCACUGGCGGGCGAGGCGGCGCGUGUACCACACCCUCGACCUGGACAUGGUCGACGACGACGAGGACGAGGCCGCGGAGGACGACUGGCUGGUCCGGAGUGCCCGGAAAGAAGGUAUCGCUCUCUGAAGGACUCCGCGGACUGUGAUUGGAGUGAUGAGUGAUUCCCAGAACAUAAUCUGAAUGAUUGAUAACAUAAUUCAUAAACAGGGACCCCUGCAUGAUACUGAAGGCAAAUGACAAAGCGUUUACCACUCUUCUUUUAUAGAUUGGAACUGAAUUCGUAAAGAGAAGAGAAGAUCGGGGGAGAAAGUGCGGUUUUAAAGAGUAACAGAACAGAUGACGUGAAUCAUUAGUGAUAUGAUCCGGCCCGACUGCCCUUCAAGUUAUUCAAAGUUAUCCAGAGUUUUUUGGACUCUGAACCUUCGCCACGGAAG
Penaeus vannamei (Pacific white shrimp) is the source of this 622-nucleotide messenger RNA. The record is from RefSeq and is a predicted model, not a curated record. NCBI's taxonomy places the organism in Eukaryota, Metazoa, Arthropoda, Malacostraca, Decapoda, Penaeidae.